AUGGCGGCAACCUCACCGGCAGAAAACGCCUUGGUGAUUCUGUAUUACUUGUACCCAGCUCUGGUUUUUACCUACUUUUUCUCCGCCUCCCUUGUCUCGGCUUGUACAGCCCACUCCUCUCAAAAGGAUGAACACAAGAGAAAACGCCCAAACGGCACAUUUAUACUCACCCUCUACCUUCUGUGCAUUCUAACAUACGCCGCACAACUUUUGCUGCUUGGUAUACAGGCUGCCCUUAUUCGAGAAUGGCCAACUGAAGAUCACAUCAUCAUUGGGCAUUUGGCAUGCAUUCUGGCGUUCGGGAUUCAACUCACCCGUUGCCUUGACGCUGAACAUGGGCCCUUUUAUCCUUUUAUUGGUUCAUGGGCGCUUGGUUUGUCUUUUGAUGCUCUCAUCGCGUCAUUGUCUGCAGCAAUGGGAUUGCUCUCCCCGUUCAGCAUCUCCAGUACUCUAAACAUCGUUAGUAUCAUCGUUCGAUGUUUUUCUUUCGUGUCUCUUGCAGGCCUGUUCACUCUUGGUACAUCAUCUCGGGCGGAAUCAGACGAAGAACGGGAACCAUUGUUACCCAAAGCUACAACCACCUCACCCAGUACUCCAACUAGUCAGGAGUCUGGGUAUGGUUCAACGCUUCAGGCCGAGGAAGAAGAAGACGAGGCCCCGGAGUAUAGCUGGGAACGCCGCGAGAGAGAGGCCAAAGAGGCUAUGAAAAAGAGGCUUGAGGAAGGUGGCAACUGGUUUGAGUAUGCGAAAGGCUUCAAGAUUCUCUUCCCAUAUGUGUGGCCUGUUGGCAACGUCGGCCUACAGCUUCGUGCAGCAACCGUGUGCCUGUGCCUAUUCGCAUCCAACGCUCUCCACCUUCUGAUUCCCCGUCAGACCGGCAUCAUCAUGGACAGUUUGAAUGGUUCUGGUAGUCACAACCCUUGGAUCGCAGUCAUCAUAUUCGCUGCACUCCGUUUGGCUGCUUCUGAAUCCGGUAUCGAGCUUAUUCGCCAGUGGCUAUGGGUUCCUGUCAAGUACUACUCCCAUGACGCACUGACACGAGCAGCCUACUCCCAUAUGAUGCACCUCUCAGCAGAUUUCCACGAUUCGAAGAGUUCGUCGGACAUGAUGAUGGCUAUCUACGGAGGCAGUGCGGUGUCCAAUGUCGUCGAGAAUGUUUUGCUUUAUGCUGUUCCUAUGCUUAUCGACAUGGGUGUCGCCAUUGUCUAUCUCUCUAUUACCUUUGGCCCAUAUGAAGGCCUUAUUACAGUGGCCACCGGCGUCUUCUUUCUUCUCAUCGCCAGUAGACUCGUGGCCAACUCCAAGGCGGCCAGCCGGAAUCGGGUCAAUGCACUAUACGAGGAACACUAUGUGCGCCAGUCCGGUUUUCUUGGGUGGCAGACUGUCAGUGCAUUCAACCAGAUUGGUUAUGAAGAUAACCGACAUGCCAAUGCAGUCACCAAUCGUUGGCUUAGAGAACAGCAAUACGUGUUGGGGUGGUAUGUCUCUAUUGGCUUUCAGACUCUGGUCCUCACAUCUGGUCUUCUUGCUAGUGCAUUCCUCGCUGUUUACCGUAUCAAAGCCGGCCAUGCAACUCCUGGACAAUUCGCGAUGCUCUUGAUGUAUUGGGCACAGUUGACGUCGCCGCUUCAAUUUUUCGCAAAGCUGGGUAAAAAUGUAAGUGACGACUUCAUCGAUGCUGAACGCCUACUGGACAUCAUGAGAACCCAGCCUUCGGUUGAGAACCAAAAAGGAGCCAGGCCGUUGAAAUUCGUCGCUGGCGAGGUGGAUUUUGAACAAGUUUCUUUCAGUUAUGACAAAAAGAAGGGAAUUAUCAAAGAUGUCAGCUUUCAUGUCCCUGCCGGACAAACGGUUGCUUUCGUUGGGGCUACAGGAGCGGGAAAAUCAACCCUCAUCAAACUGCUGGAUCGGUUUUACGACGUGGGCGAGGGCCGUAUCUGUAUCGAUGGUCAGGAUAUCAGAGACGUUGAGCUGUUCAGUCUUCGGGAUCGCAUUGGGGUCGUUCCUCAAAGCCCAAUUCUGUUCGACGAUACAAUCAUGAACAACGUACGAUAUGGGAGAAUCACAGCAACCGAUGAGGAAGUAUACGAUGCAUGCAAAGCCGCAUGUAUCCAUGAUAAGAUCAAAGGUUUCACCCACGGGUACAAGACACGUGUUGGAGAGCGUGGCGUGAAAUUAUCUGGUGGCGAACUUCAGCGCAUUGCCAUAGCCAGGGCAAUGCUCAAGAAGCCGGAUAUUGUUCUUCUCGACGAAGCUACCAGCGCGGUAGACACAGACACCGAGCAACAAAUUCAGGUCUCUUUUAAAAGAUUAUGCGAGGGCCGGACUACUUUCAUCGUUGCUCACCGUCUUUCUACAAUUAUGAACGCAGACCGAAUUAUUGUGGUGGAGAAUGGCGAAAUUCUCGAGCAAGGCAAUCACGACGAACUUAUCGUUGCUGGAGGAAGAUAUGCGGAUCUUUGGUCCAAGCAAGUUUUUGUGCGAUCCAAGGAUGAAGACAAGAACACCUCAUCUGAUCAAGCAGGAUUUGUUAAUGACCUAUCCUCGGAGCAGACCAAGGCUGAACUUUCGAAGGUUAAGAAGCCGGCAACAGCAGCUAGCGAACAAGGGAAAUCGUCCAAGGCACAAGGCAGUGAGGAACAAGUCACCGAUACCCCAACGCAAAAGCAAGAGGGAAACCGAUUGAAUCCUGUCGCCGCUACGUUUACCCCCAGAACGCUGGCCAAGGCUAGGCAACUAACGGUGACUGAGACCUCCGAAGCAUCGACCAUAUCUACUGCAGGAAAUGAGCCGAUGAACUUAAGUUCGCAAACUAGCCGACAAUGGUCUGAUGAGGUUGCCGAGCAGGAGGAAGAGGCCAAGAAGCAGUCGGGGAGUCGAGCUUCUCAAGACAGCGAUCACAUGGCACCACGAGAUACAUGUUCCAACAAAAAGAAGAAGGCUUUUAUUGCAGCGGUCGGUCGUGCUCUGAAGAAUAAACGUGCAAGUCUUGUUGAUGCUGGUGAAAACAUGCAGUGUGAGUUUACGAGUUCGAUAUUUGGAGCUUUACUGAUCUUUGAAGCCACUGCCACAGUUGCAAAUGAAUCCAACGCCACCAAAAAGCAGCAAGAUGCUACAGAGGACCAACGCGUCGAAUACAAGCUUCCGUAUUAUUCCCGACGCAACCAAUCCAAGAGCGAGCCGUCGCAGGGGUCACACGGUUCGGACGAACCUGACACGGAUGGUGCAGUCUUGACUUCUGCCAUUGAGGGGCCAGUGUCUCCGAUGCGUCGCCGUGUUACACUGCCUCCUAUGAAGGUCGUUACUAGAUCUCAGAUUCCACUACCCACUGAGGUUAAGCAAGAGAAAUUAAUGACUGCACAGAAGCCGACUGAUCACUGCAAGAACCUACCCCAAGGAUCGUCUGCAAAAAGCUCGGAUCGAUCAACACAACAUAACUUGCGAACCAUCGAACCAAGCACAUCGGCACAACUUGAGGUUUCGCAAGAGAAAGACGAAUUGCCUGCACAAAGCACUAUUGAUAACAGCGUCAAAUCCAACCACGCCGAGUUGCCAGAACAAGGCAAGGACACAAUUACUUCCAGACCACGUCGGGGUGGACAUAGAGGCCGAAGAGGGCGUGCCUCUUGGUCUCGUGGCCGACGUGGCCGAGGUAACUAUCGGGGAGGCUCGCCAAACAGACAGGCGGCCUGA
Molecule: messenger RNA, 3693 nt
Organism: Fusarium venenatum
Lineage: Eukaryota; Fungi; Ascomycota; Sordariomycetes; Hypocreales; Nectriaceae
Source: RefSeq, a predicted model, not a curated record